AUGCCAGGUGCACCACCCAACGAUACAGAAAACCGGUUUUGGAGGUGGCAAACGUUUCACACGGAUCAAGGCGCUGCAACCACAAUCAACCCCAAUGAGCAAUUCAACGCUGUUAUCAAGAAGGUCGCCCAGUUGUUGGAAUGCAGCAGCCAUUUGAUCAAGUCGCCGGGGAUCCUGAGCAGGUUGAAGAAGAAGAGCGACCUCAAGCACGUCGAAUUCAAAACAACAUUUUCGCGGCUCCAGCAACUAUAG
Aphanomyces invadans is the source of this 252-nucleotide messenger RNA. RefSeq lists its product as hypothetical. The record is from RefSeq and is a predicted model, not a curated record. NCBI's taxonomy places the organism in Eukaryota, Oomycota, Saprolegniomycetes, Saprolegniales, Verrucalvaceae. The coding region runs from base 1 to 252 and encodes 83 amino acids. The transcript has 2 exons.